Molecule: messenger RNA, 914 nt
Organism: Scophthalmus maximus (turbot)
Lineage: Eukaryota; Metazoa; Chordata; Actinopteri; Pleuronectiformes; Scophthalmidae
Gene: tmem242
Product: transmembrane protein 242
Exons: 4
Coding region: 103-528 (141 amino acids)
Source: RefSeq, a predicted model, not a curated record
CGUGAUUAUACGUCACUAUUUCCUAUUUCGACGCGUCGUCCGUCGGUUCCUUGUGAGUGCUUGUUUCUGUCUGGGCGCUUGACGCAGACGGACCGCAGCACCAUGGCGGCGGCGGCGGGCGGAGACGCGGCGGUGAACGUGAGAGACGAAGAAGAAGAAAACAAGCGACACUUGUUUCAAGGUGCAGCGUUCCUGGCCGCGGUGGCGUCCGCGGGGAUGUUGGCAGGAUUCAGCUCCACGUUGGCGUUGGCCAAGAAGAAAAGCCCCGACUGGUUCGACAAGGGGGUUGUGUCGACGGCGGCGGCCCCGGAGAGCGGAGCGUCUCUCGCCCUCAGAGCUCUGGGCCGCGGCUCCGUGUUCGCCUGCUGCGGCGUCGGUCUGCUCAGCGCCGCCGUGUGGAAACUGCUCGGCGUUCACACGUUGGUGGAGUUCCGACAGAAGAUGCAGUCCAUCCUCCCGUCCAUCCCCAAGUCCGCCGAGGCCGGAUCAGAACCUGUGGACUGGGACUCGGUCUUCAAGUCAAAGUGACGUUGACCAAUCACACGAGACCAGAGGAAAGAUUGUGGGAGGAGACUGGGCAGCUGUUUGUGGUCCUGGUCCUGGUCCAGGUCUGAACUGCAAAUUCGAAUUUUGUUUCAAUUUUCCAGAUUAUUUUAAUCCCGAGUGUCAGAACCACAGGAACAAUAACGAGACAUCGAGAAAUGUUAUGAGGGAAAAGUAGCAAAAUUGCAAAAACGAGUCGACUGAUGGUGAAUAAAGUUUAUUCAAAAGUCACAUCGGUGGAAAACGACCUGCCGACAAGUGUUUGUGUGUGUGUGUACACAUCUGAUUAUCUUAUUGAUAGUUUGGUUCGUAAGUUUCCUGUCAAACAAAUAUUUAUAAAAUUAAUAUCAUUAAAAGACAAAAACAACAAA